AUGCGCAAUUCUGCCAACUAUACUUCAGCUGCUAUUCCGGCGAAGAAUGGUGGCGGAGUGAGUUAUGAUGGAAGGUCUGUAACAAUCAACGGCCAGCAUCGCAUCCUUUUCUCCGGCUCCAUCCAUUACCCUCGCAGCACUCCUCAGAUGUGGCCAUCGUUGAUCUCAAAGGCAAAAGAAGGAGGGUUGGAUGUUAUACAAACUUACGUAUUUUGGAACUUGCAUGAACCUCGACAAGGACAGUUCGAUUUCAGUGGAAGAGCAGACAUAGUGAGAUUCAUCAAGGAAAUCCACGCUCAGGGACUCUACGUCACACUUCGAAUCGGGCCUUUCAUCGAAUCCGAAUGGACUUAUGGGGGACUGCCCUUUUGGUUGCACGACGUUCCCGGCAUUGUCUUCCGUUCAGAUAACCAACCAUUCAAGGAUCACAUGCAAAAGUUCGCGGCGAAAAUAGUCAGCAUGAUGAAAUCGGAGAAUCUGUACGCUUCACAAGGCGGCCCCAUCAUACUAUCACAGAUUGAGAACGAGUACCAGACGAUUGAAUCGGAUUUCGGUGACAAGGGACCUUCGUAUGUUCGUUGGGCUGCAGCCAUGGCAGUUCGACUUCAAACUGGGGUUCCCUGGCUUAUGUGCAAGCAAGAUGAUGCACCUGAUCCUGUGAUUAACACAUGCAAUGGAUAUAGAUGUGGGCAGACAUUCAAAGGACCUAACUCCCCAAAUAAGCCAUCCGUGUGGACCGAAAACUGGACAAGUUUCUUGCAAGUAUACGGCAAUGAAACGAAAAAAAGAUCAGCCCAAGAUAUCGCAUUUCAUGUUGCCCUAUUCAUAGCCAAGAAUGGAAGUUAUGUAAACUAUUACAUGUACCAUGGAGGAACAAAUUUUGGAAGAACUGCUGCUGCUUUUGUAACGACGAGUUACUAUGAUGAAGCACCUAUAGAUGAAUACGGUUUAAUCAGACAGCCGAAAUGGGGUCAUCUUAAGGAAUUACAUGCCACAAUAAAAUCCUGCUCCCAGACUUUGCUUACUGCGGUGCAACAAACAUUUUCUUUGGGACAACAUCAGAAAGCUUAUGUGUUUCAAGGGAAGUCAAAGGAAUGUACCGCCUUUCUAGUCAACAGGAACAGGACACAUGCAGCCAGAGUCAAGUUCCAGAAUACUUCAUACAUACUGCCCCGAUGGUCAGUAAGCAUUUUACCAGACUGCAAGUCUGUGGCUUUUAACACAGCAAAGCUACGUGUACAACGUAACACACGAUCAAUGAUAUUGAGCCAAAAGCUAAACUCAACUGAUAAGUGGAAAGAGUAUAAAGAAACCAUCCCUGAGUUUGACAAUACUUCUAUUAGAGCAGACACAUUGUUGGACCACCUGAAUAUGACAAAAGACACCUCUGAUUAUCUAUGGUACACAUUCAGGUCCUCACUAAAUACAUCAAAUGCUCGAUCCAUGCUUAAUGUCCACUCACAUGGACAUGUGUUGUAUGCAUACGUCAAUGGUGUGCAUCAAGGUAACAAUACUAUUCUGCAUCUCCCUAGUGUCAGCAUUCAGGAUUCACAUUUAGGGUCUGCUCAUGGAAGUCAUGGGAACAGAACUUUCACUCUCGAGAAACCAGUUAUCCUACACAAAGGACCAAACAACAUUGCAUUACUUAGUGCAACGGUUGGAUUUCCGGAUUCAGGAGCAUUUCUUGAGCGUAAAGUUGCUGGGAUACGUAAAGUCAGCAUUCAACACAAUGAUUUCACCAACUACCUAUGGGGGUAUCAGGUUGGUUUGCUAGGAGAGAAGCUAGAGAUCUACACAGACAACGGCCUAAAUAGAAUUCAAUGGAAAAAGUUUGGGAGUUCCUCUCGCCGCCCACUUACAUGGUACAAGACAAGUUUCGAUGCACCAGAAGGCAGCGAUCCAGUUGUCUUGAACCUAGGCUCCAUGGGGAAAGGUCAAGCUUGGGUUAAUGGGCAGGGAAUAGGCAGAUACUGGAUGUCGUUUCAUACACCCAAAGCACGUCCUUCACAAACUAGGUACCACAUCCCUCGGUCUUUCUUGAAACGAACAGGGAACCUUUUAGUAUUGCUGGAAGAAGAAAUGGGAUACCCCACUGGGAUUACAGUAAACACGGUUUCAAUCACCAAAGUGUGCCAUUAUGUUUCUGAAUCGCACGCAUCUGCAGCUCAGAUUAGCUGUCCUCAAAACCAGAAAAUUUCCCAAAUACUAUUUGCAAGCUUUGGAACGCCUUUGGGUGAUUGCAAAAGUUAUACAAUUGGCAACUGCCACUCACCAAAUUCUAGAGCUAUCAUAGAGAAGGCUUGCCUAGGAAGGGAGGACUGCAAUAUAAACCUUUCCAAACAUAUUUUUGGUGGUGAUCCAUGUCCAGGAAUCACAAAAUCUCUGCUGGUCGAUGCCAGAUGCUCAAGACAUUGAAGAGUUCAGACAAUUUUUUUUUCAGUAGAUUAAGUAUGUAAUACAAUUCACUUCCCCCUAUAGACAGAAAGACAUUGAGCAUGGUCCCC
Messenger RNA from Linum tenue, 2504 nucleotides. NCBI's taxonomy places the organism in Eukaryota, Viridiplantae, Streptophyta, Magnoliopsida, Malpighiales, Linaceae. The record is from the annotation of a GenBank genome assembly.